Messenger RNA from Orycteropus afer afer, 768 nucleotides. It is a transcript of the gene LHPP, whose product is annotated as phospholysine phosphohistidine inorganic pyrophosphate phosphatase. Gene Ontology annotation, molecular function: phosphatase activity; inorganic diphosphate phosphatase activity. The transcript has 7 exons. The record is from RefSeq and is a predicted model, not a curated record. Gene Ontology annotation, biological process: dephosphorylation. NCBI's taxonomy places the organism in Eukaryota, Metazoa, Chordata, Mammalia, Tubulidentata, Orycteropodidae. Bases 1 to 768 code for a protein of 255 amino acids. Gene Ontology annotation, cellular component: cytosol.
AUGGCUGCGUGGCGCGAGCGGCUGGCCGGCGUGCGCGGCGUCCUGCUCGACAUCUCAGGCGUGCUGUACGAUGGCGGCGCGGGUGACGGCACGCCCAUCGCCGGCUCGGUGGAGGCAGUGGCGAGACUGAAGCGGUCCCAGCUGAAGGUUCGGUUCUGCACCAACGAGUCACAGCGGUCCCGCCGGGAGCUGGUGGAGCUGCUUCGGAGGCUGGGCUUUGAUGUCUGCGAGGGGGAGGUGACCGCCCCGGCCCCCGCGGCCUGCCAGAUCCUGAGGGCACGAGGCCUUCGGCCACACCUGCUCAUCCACCACGAGCAGGGGGUGCAGUCCUGCCUGGUGCCCUCUGAAUAUUUGACCACAGAUGUUAGCACCCUUCAGAACUCCCCUCUCUUAGAGCUUGUUCCUGCCUUAAUUCGCACUUGCCGCUACUACAAAGAGGCCUCUGGCCUGAUGCUGGAUGUGGGCGCCUACAUGAAGGCACUCGAGUAUGCCUGUGGCAUCGAGGCCGAAGUAGUGGGGAAGCCUUCUCCCGAGUUCUUCACGUCGGCCCUGCGAGAGAUGGGCGUGGAAGCUCACCAGGCCAUCAUGAUUGGAGACGACAUCGUGGGCGACGUUGGUGGGGCCCAGCGCUGUGGGAUGCGGGCACUGCAGGUGCGCACCGGGAAGUUCAGGCCCAGUGACGAGCACCACCCAGAGGUGCAGGCCGACGGGUACGUGGACAACCUCGCGGAGGCCGUGGACCUCCUGCUGCAGCACGCGGACCCCUGA